This is a messenger RNA of Saccharomycopsis crataegensis, 291 nucleotides long. RefSeq names its product dynein light chain (gene DYN2). Lineage: Eukaryota; Fungi; Ascomycota; Saccharomycetes; Ascoideales; Saccharomycopsidaceae. The transcript is spliced from 3 exons. Gene Ontology annotation, molecular function: dynein intermediate chain binding. The coding region runs from base 1 to 291 and encodes 96 amino acids. Gene Ontology annotation, biological process: microtubule-based process. Gene Ontology annotation, cellular component: cytoplasmic dynein complex. The record is from RefSeq and is a predicted model, not a curated record.
AUGACGAACGAAAGUAAAACGAUGGAACAGAAAAGAGUCAUUAAGAGCGUGGAUAUGUCGCAAGAGCUUCAGGACUACGUGUUUGACAAGAUUGCUGAACUAUCAAAGGAUGGUGAAAAGCCUGAAAAAGAAGUUGCUUCAUUGUUGAAAAAAGACCUUGAUGAGAACCAGGGGCAUGUUUGGCACGUUAUAGUUGGUACCGACUUUGGCAGUUACAUCACUCACGAAGCUGGAAAGUUCAUUUAUUUCUAUAUUGGAGAAAGGGCAUACAUGGUGUUCAAGACAGGUUGA